Molecule: messenger RNA, 774 nt
Organism: Sparassis crispa
Lineage: Eukaryota; Fungi; Basidiomycota; Agaricomycetes; Polyporales; Sparassidaceae
Exons: 7
Coding region: 1-774 (257 amino acids)
Source: RefSeq, a predicted model, not a curated record
AUGGACAAGCCCAACCCUCUGACAGCAGAGUCCGAACCCGACGUGAGCCUGGUGUUUGCUCAGGUCAAACUUCUGAACUACAAUGAGAUACCGCAAGCAAUAGAGACCGGUGUUAGGGCUUGUGAAGAAGAUUCUCUCUUCCGUUAUUUGAUCUACGACACUCAAAAUGCCGAUAAGAGGUGCCGCAGGCAACGAUAUUGGCUCUUCUACUACCUUGGAAUCGCAACCGCAGUACACCACCGUGAGGCACUUACUAUCGACCGUGGAAACUCACUCGUCAUAUUACGUCCUGCGCCUAAUUCGAGAAAAGAUACGUUAUUUGAUCGUACCUGGAAGCCUGUUCAUACCUUGGUUGUGCGGUUCCUAAUGGCAUUUGACACAAAGAUCCAGAAAGAGCGUCAUGCAGAAUUCACACGAAAACUUACGAUUACUCUGAAAGAUACAAUUGCAGACCGCAUAUAUGACAUGAUGUGGCUUGACGGAGAGUCUACCGCUCGCGACAAACAAGGGUUGGGUUAUGAUUUCAUGCUGGUCGGCUAUGCUGCCGGCAAGGCGGACAUUCUAGGUCGUGCCAUCUGGUCAUGCUCAUACAGCACCAGGCGCACAGAGUUGUACGAAAAAUUCGGUUUUUUGACAGUGGGCGAAUUCACUGUUGGUGAGGACAAUCCUACCUGGGACAAACCUCCAGUGCUUAUACGCGUUAUGGUACGGCAACCACAAUCGUUCAGUCGUUCAAACGAGAAGUCACAAGUAGGAUACACUAUGUUUUAUUGA